AUACAGUACCCAUACAGUUUAUUCUUGUAUUGCUAUAUCACCUGCGAAAUAUAUUUUCGUUUCUUUCGAUCUUAUGUUGCCCGCGCUUGUGCGAUUCGGAACUAAUCCCUCCGAAAUUCGCUUUGCCGGAUUAUACAUCAUCUUUGCUUCCACCACCAACUACAACUAUAUAUCUGAGCCUCCCUAUUCCCUCUUGGCCCAACCAUGGGCCCAAUUCGGCCUUUGCUAUUCGCUACGAUGCCUCCAGAAAUCCUUGAACAUAUCGCUUUCUUUGCCUCGACUGAGAAUAGUUUCUUGGGACCUCCACAUGGACUCAUUCCGUUAUUGACCUUGAAUCGACGCAUAUACUCGGCUCUAUCCUUCUCAUCAAACCCCCACCUCUAUGCACGCAUCUUUGGCAGCAAGUUCGACUUUAACUCUGCAGUUAGGCGGUUAGGGCGCGACAAUCUACAUGCCGGGGCGUUGGCGGAGGAACUCAAGCGUAGAAGUAUACUCCUAAAGAGACUACGAUCUCGUGUGGAUAGCAUCUUUGAUCCUUCAAUAUCUCGUCAUGAGCGUGAAGAUCAGCUAAACAGUGUUCUAUGGACAUCGUAUUUCAUGAUGAUGGAGAAUGACGGGAAGAACGAGGUUCAACUACGGGAGUAUGCUCGGAUAGGCGAAUGGCUAAAGGAAUUCUGGUUUCACCCCGACGGAGCAUCGCAGGCAGUGUCUAGUGUUAGAGAGGAUGAAUGGCCUGCGAAUCAUGAACGAACAUCGCUCGCCAUGUGGUUGCUAUGGUUCACUCUGAGACCAGACGAUUACAUGGCCGAUGAGGACGUCUUUCGUUCCGCUACUGGCAUUCUGAAACUGAUAGCGUUAGGUGCACACCAGUAUCCCCUAUGUUACCCAUCUUGGUGCAAUUUCAUCCCUACCCGACCCUCCAAGCAAGUUUCGAAAGUACGCCAUUAUGCCUCGGAUAUAUCUGUAGUCGCUCCAGCACCAGCAGCACCUGCUAUCCUUGCUUACCUCACUCUGGCGAACAAGCUAACAGUCUCAUGGGAGGCCAUCAAUUAUAUGAACCCCCUUGCGCCUACCGUUACUAGCUCGGUGCCUGUGCGGAAUAGUGCAGAAUGGGAUGGCGAAUGGGCACGGACGCUCGCCGUCGCGGAUGCAAAGAUUGUGACGGGAAACACCCUAUCGGGUGCGUUCAGACCGGGUAGCUUACAAGGUGUUUGGGAAGGUCUCUUCACGUAUACCGAAUUCACUGCGUACGCUGCUCUCCUCUCCGGUGCCCCACCCGCAACGCUCCAACGUAGUCUCGUCGCGCAACAUCGACAAACAUGGAAGCUGCGGGAAUACCACCUGCUCAUAUCAGACGAGGAUGAAGACGUUCAACCCCUUCCCCCGGGCAAUCCGGCUCGGGGUUAUAUUCCACUUGGAACACAGGUUCACGAAGGUCCACAUACGCUCGAGCUGACUGCGGCUGGGAGCAAUGAACCACUCGUGUACCAGAGUUGGUCGAAUUUACAGAAGAGUGGAGUUCCGAUAAAAGGAAGGGUGAAGGAUGUGUUCAUCACUGGCGAGGGACACUCAGCAUGGGGUCAAUUUAACCUGGUCGGUCGUGUAAGACCGAGCGAUGGCUUCCUGAGUCUAUCGAAAGAAUAUGUCGAUGGCGAUCGAGGACGAUGGCUUUACAGAGGCUACAUGGUAGGCGAUGCCAAUGGGAAUCUCUCUGGGCGCUGGAGAGAUACAUUGACGUUGCCCGAGGUGGCGGGAUACGAAGGUUGUUUCGUGAUGAGUAGACGGCGGUGAGACUGACUUCUGUCGAUGCGACGGAGGAGGUUUUAUUAUUGGACGAUCUUGGUAUGUUUGCUAUCAUCUCAUUUGGACUUUCGCAUAUAGUCACAGAAUUGUGAAUGUAGCUUUAGAGCAUAUACAGUAAAUACCGCGCACGACUGAAGUGAGUAUAAUCUCCGGUCUCCAGCGCCUUACUAGGGAAGGCUCUUCUAUGAUUUCUGUCUUUGACC
Molecule: messenger RNA, 2006 nt
Organism: Somion occarium
Lineage: Eukaryota; Fungi; Basidiomycota; Agaricomycetes; Polyporales; Cerrenaceae
Source: the annotation of a GenBank genome assembly